CUCCCCUGUUUUGGAUAAAGAAAACAGAACACAAAGCCACUUUACAAAUCGCAUCCACAACAAGAGGUGCUUCUUCCCACCGCCUACCACCAUGGAUUCCGUCAUCUUCCACCACCCACUCUUCCCACCAUUCACCACCACCACAAGACACACAUCAACCUACGCACCUCCCAAGCCACCACCGCUUUCCGCCCACAAGACACUUACUUUCACUUGCUUGGCCCUCGGGAACGACGGCGGCGGCAGUGAGAACGGUUUGGGUUUCGGUGUUUCCGCUUCAGACGCUGGAGAACUGUUCUCUACGCCGGAAAUUUCAGACGCUUUUAUGACAGUCGAUGCUGAGAUAACCCCUGACACCAUUAAUUUCUUUGUUAGCGACGCUGAGGGUGAUCCAGAUUGCCCCUCCGACGGCUUCUCCUCCGUCGAGGACGCUCUUACCACUCUUCGAGAAGGAAAGUUUGUGAUCGUUGUCGACGACGAAAAUGGCGAUAUCGAAGGAAACUUCGUCUUGGCAGCAUCAUUUGCAACACCAGAAACCAUCGGAUUCGUGAUCAGACACGGCUCCGGGAUCAUCUCCGUCGGCAUGACAACUAACGAUCUCGAAAGAUUAAACCUCCCUCUAAUGUCACCGGAAAACGAACACAAAUCUUCAGCACCAUCAUUCACAAUCACAGUGGACGCAAUUGACACAGCAACCGGAGUAUCUGCUUCCGAUAGAGCAAAAACGAUUCUUGCUUUAGCAUCCCGUUCCUCCGGCCCUGAAAGUUUCAGAAGACCCGGCCAUGUGUUUCCAUUGAAGUACAGAAACGGCGGUGUUCUCCGACGAUCAGGGCACACGGAGGCGUCCGUUGAUCUUGUCAAACUUGCUGGUUUGGAUCCAGUUUCUGUUCUUUCAACCAUCGUGAAUCCAGAAGAUGGUUCUAUCGCCCAAUUGAAUCGCUUACAAAAACUAGCACUUGAUCACAACAUCCCUCUUGUUCUGAUCACCGAUUUGAUCAGGUAUAGAAGGAAGAGGGAAAGAUUAGUUGAAAGAGUUGCGAUUUCUAGGCUACCAACAAAGUGGGGUUUGUUUGAAGCUUAUUGCUAUCGAUCAAAACUAGAUGGAACAGAGCAUAUAGCCAUAGUCAAGGGAGACAUUGGAAACGGGCACGAUGUGUUAGUACGGGUUCACUCGGAAUGUUUGACCGGGGACAUAUUUGGGUCGGGUCGGUGUGAUUGUGGGAAACAAUUGGAAUUGGCCAUGCAGAUAAUUGAGGAAUCGGGUCGAGGAGCCCUAAUUUAUCUUCGGGGACAUGAAGGAAGAGGUAUCGGGUUGGGACAUAAGUUAAAAGCAUAUAAUUUGCAAGAUCAAGGUCACGAUACUGUAGAAGCAAAUCUCGAGCUCGGUUUUGCUCCCGAUGCACGAGAAUACGGAAUCGGCGCUCAGAUGUUAAGAGACAUUGGAGUUCGGACAAUGCAGCUAAUGACUAAUAAUCCGGCCAAGUUUACUGGGCUCAAGGGUUAUGGUUUGGCAAUUGUUGGUCGGGUUCCAGUAUUGACACCCAUUACAGAUGAAAAUAGGAGGUACUUUGAAACAAAAAGAACAAAGAUGGGUCAUAUAUAUGGAUCUGAUAUCCCUUUAAUUAGUCCGAAAACAUAUAAAAAUGACUCAUCAGAUGUGUCAGAUACAAAGUUAUGAAACUGACUACCAUUUUGUUCGGACUAUAAUCAGAUAUGAUUUUGAAUUUCACACACAUGUAUCCACAAUACUAUUCAAAUUGAUAUAUUUGUACAAAAAAGUAUACGAGAU
Messenger RNA from Lactuca virosa, 1789 nucleotides. NCBI's taxonomy places the organism in Eukaryota, Viridiplantae, Streptophyta, Magnoliopsida, Asterales, Asteraceae. The record is from the annotation of a GenBank genome assembly.